Eruca vesicaria subsp. sativa (arugula) is the source of this 561-nucleotide messenger RNA. The record is from the annotation of a GenBank genome assembly. NCBI's taxonomy places the organism in Eukaryota, Viridiplantae, Streptophyta, Magnoliopsida, Brassicales, Brassicaceae.
AAAAUAAGCAAAAAUGAAGAGGGACGGUCGUCAACACGGCUUCGUUCGGACUGGGAUGAUUCAUCCGCCAAGAUUAAAUCCACGACUCACAAACCAAUUUGUGAACCGACUGGAUUCACCAACCGCUUCCACAAAAGUGCCAUCAAAACCUACCAAUCAUUCAAAAUUCCCUGGAAAAUGCGAGCGCUCCAAGUAUAGUAAUUUCCAUGUGUCACCAGCUAUAAAGUCUGCCGGCAAAUCUAAAAGUCGUCAAAAGUUACAAUCGGGAGAUUGGUGGGUUGAGGAUAAAUUAGACCGGCUUGUUGGGUCGGAUUCGUCCUCUGCUAAGGAUAUUUUGGAUACACUAUAUGAUAAAGAUUAUGAUGGUCAUGUUUAUGAACAUGAUGAUGAUCAUGAUGAUUUUUAAUCAUCUGACUAAAAGUUUGAGUUAAUAUUUUCUUUUUUAUAUGUAUUACAAGUUACGCAAACAAAAAUAAUAAUGUAACAACUACGGAAAUAAAAUGUAACUAGGUGUUGAUCCGCGCCCUGUGCGGAGUGAGAUUAUUUUGACUUUGAUCGAAG